UUAUGGUAUUUUCCACGGAGUGUAAGUGGGAAAGUAAGUUCCGGGUGCUAACGCUGCAGAGCGAGAGAAGAAGACAUCCGUCGAGACAGCUCGACAAACCAGCAGUGAGUUCCAGGACGCCGCUGUAUCGACAAUCCGCGACUAGUGCGCGCAAAGUGCAGUUUGUAACCUUAAGUAUUAUUAUGAUCAUCGAUCAAUAGAUCACCAUCGCUGUUGGUUAUACAUUACCAGCUACAGUUACUACUGACGGUGUUGUUUUUUAUGGUUUUGUAAUUUGUGCGUCGAAAUUGUUCGUCUAUAAGGUUUUUUUUUUGUUCAGAAAAUUACAUCUAUAGUGGAUUAGAACCAACGACAACAUGAUGGUUAAACGGAUUGUUCAAACGAUACUAUUACUGACUACAUUAAUAAGUUUCUACAACAUAGUAGAUGCUGAAGAUAAGACACAUGUUAGAAUACGAAGAGAACCGCCUUCGAAGUAUGGGCCACCAAAACCAUCAAGACCCAGACCAAUUUAUGGACCACCAAAAGCUAGUGGUCGACCUAAACCAGUUUAUGGUCCUCCACCAAAACCUAAAUAUGGACCUCCUCCCAAGCCAAAAUACGGUCCACCCAAACCAAGUUAUGGACCUCCAAGGCCAAGCUAUGGACCUCCAAAACCUGUAUACGGACCACCGCCAAAGACAAACUAUGGACCCCCUAAACCAGUAUAUGGCCCUCCAUCAAAACCAAUGCAAUCUUAUGGACCACCAAAACCAGUUUAUGGACCACCAUCUGGAGGUGGAUUUAAGCCCUCCACUUCAUAUGGUGCACCUCCAUCAUCAUCGUAUGGAGCACCACCAUCGUCUUCAUAUGGAGCUCCACCAUCAUCUUCAUAUGGAGCACCUCCGUCAUCUUCAUAUGGAGCACCUCCGUCAUCGUCAUAUGGAGCACCACCAUCGUCUUCAUAUGGAGCUCCACCGUCGCCUUCAUAUGGAGCUCCGCCAUCAACUAAUUAUGGAGCUCCACCGUCUUCUUCUUAUGGAGCGCCUUCACAAAGUCAAUCAUCUUCAUAUGGAUCAUCUUUGAAAUCUUUCCCCUCUUUAACAUAUGAUGCCCCAUCGCUACCUUCUUCUUAUAGUGCACCACCACAACCAUCAUCUUCAUAUGGAGCACCGUCACAGCCAUCGUCAUCGUACGGUGCACCAUCACGACCAUCGUCGUCAUACGGUGCACCCUCGCUACCGUCAUCUUCAUAUGGAGCGCCCUCACAACCAUCGUCUUCUUACGGCGCACCAUCACAACCAUCGUCAUCGUACGGUGCACCAUCUAGACCAUCGUCAUCAUACGGCGCACCCUCACAACCGUCGUCUUCAUAUGGCGCACCUUCACAACCAUCGUCUUCUUACGGCGCACCAUCACAACCAUCGUCAUCGUACGGUGCACCAUCUAGACCAUCGUCAUCAUACGGCGCACCCUCACAACCGUCGUCUUCAUAUGGCGCACCAUCACAACCAUCGUCUUCAUACGGCGCACCAUCACAACCGUCGUCCUCGUACGGAGCACCAUCACAACCCUCGUCGUCCUACGGAGCACCAUCACAACCAUCGUCAUCAUAUGGUGCACCAUCACAGCCAUCGUCGUCCUACGGUGCACCAUCACAGCCAUCGUCGUCCUACGGCGCACCAUCGCAGCCAUCGUCGUCAUAUGGUGCACCAUCACAACCAUCAUCGUCAUACGGUGCCCCCUCACAGCCUUCAUCAUCAUAUGGAGCACCAUCAUCACCAUCUUCUUCUUAUGGAGCACCAUCACCACCAGCAACAUCUUAUGGAGUACCGACAAAUAGCUACAACGCACCAUCUUCUAGUCAUUCGAUUUCAAUAACUCCUUCCGUUUCACUUCCUGUCCCAUCAACUGCAUAUGGAGCACCUUCUAACGGACCUUCGUCUUCAUAUGAUGCGCCAUCAAAUAUACCAUCAUCUUCAUAUGGCACUCCUUCUAAAGUGCCAUCAUCAUCCUAUGGAGCCCCAACUUCUGGAUCAUUUAGUUCGUUUGGUUCUUCUUCUCAUAGUAACAAUUUAGAUUCAUUUAAUAUAGGAAGUUUAUUUAAUUCCCGCACUCAAUUUAGUGCACCAUUACCUUCCAUAACCUAUGGUUCACCCAAAGGGAAUGGAGACAUUCAAGGCUCUUACAGCAGUAUAUCAAACUCUGUUUCAUAUCCAGAACCAAAUUCUCAAUCAACAAUAGUUAAUUCAUAUGGAGAACCAACUGAUAAAAGAGAUUUAGGCCAAUCAUCAGAAGACUCAUUUCAUGUGGUCAGCUCACAAUACAACACUCAGAGUCCAGAUACACAAACAACGCCAUCAAACAUACUACAAAGGCGCCACAAGGAAUCUUUAGAAAGUACUGAUAGAGUGGCAUCUUCAAAUUUAGAUGAAAAACUGAAGGGGAAAAAAGUAGUUGUAAACGACAAACUAAAUGCAUACUUAAAAUACAUAGCUAAGAGUACACAAAAGCCAGAAAUAGGUUUUCAAGCACCUAAAAAGACUUUUAGUUUUAACUACGAAGAAUCACCAUCUCAGGUAAACGAUAGCCUUGCUUCACUAAGUGAUAAUUCUCCAAUUAAUCAUAAAAGUAAUGAAUACAAUUCUGAACAAAAUUCAAGUGCGCAUACUUAUUCUGACAAUCAAUGGAAAAUCACAGAAAGCCUAUGAUAAAAAUACAAAAUUCUGUAUUCUAUACUGUUAUGUUAACGUGUUUAACUAUUGUUGAAUAUGCAAUAUUAUUUUGCCAACUCUCAAGUUUAACUACUUGAAAACAUAUUGUGGUAUGAAUAUUAUCAAAUAACCUAUUUUUUGCCAAUAUUUAAUGGUGAGUCACUUAAAAUAUAUAGUAAUGAAUUAAAUAUUAAGAUUUAGAUGUAUAAAUAUUAAAUAUAAUAUACCAUAUUUAAAUAUAAUAUAUAUUUUACGUAUGUACUAUUUUUUUUUUUUUUUAUGUUAAACCAAAGGUGAAAUAGAUUCACGAAUUUGUGUACUAAAAUGUAAUCACCUAAAUUAUUAAACAGCACCAGUGUAAUAUAAAAGAGAUAUAGUGAUAAAAACACACUUUUUAUACUUAAAUCUAAAAAUGUGUGGUUUUUUUACUUUGUACUUAACAUAUAAGUGUAUAAUUUAAU
Molecule: messenger RNA, 3154 nt
Organism: Myzus persicae (green peach aphid)
Lineage: Eukaryota; Metazoa; Arthropoda; Insecta; Hemiptera; Aphididae
Product: extensin-2-like
Exons: 2
Coding region: 357-2690 (777 amino acids)
Biological process (GO): positive regulation of transcription by RNA polymerase II
Cellular component (GO): RNA polymerase II transcription regulator complex
Molecular function (GO): transcription coactivator activity
Source: RefSeq, a predicted model, not a curated record